Messenger RNA from Artibeus jamaicensis (Jamaican fruit-eating bat), 5558 nucleotides. It is a transcript of the gene SORCS3, whose product is annotated as sortilin related VPS10 domain containing receptor 3. Gene Ontology annotation, cellular component: postsynaptic density membrane. The record is from RefSeq and is a predicted model, not a curated record. Bases 205 to 3873 code for a protein of 1222 amino acids. The transcript has 27 exons. Gene Ontology annotation, molecular function: protein binding. NCBI's taxonomy places the organism in Eukaryota, Metazoa, Chordata, Mammalia, Chiroptera, Phyllostomidae.
ACAAGAGGGAGAGCGAGGAGGGAAGAGUGGAGAGGACCCAGGAGGCGCGCCAGCCUCAGCCACCUUCUUCCAGGCGGCCCCCUCCCCAUUCCCCCGACACACACUCGCUGGCUUGCUCGCCUGCACACGCACACCCCCGCGCCGGACCAGCACCUCGGCAGGCUUCACACACUCGGCAGCCCCAGCCUCGGCAGCCGCAGCGGGAUGGAGGUGGCGCGCACGGAGCGCCCCACAGGCUGGCCCGGGGCGCCCCUUGCCCGGACUGGGCUCCUGCUUUUGUCGACGUGGGUCCUGGCCGGUGCAGAGAUCACUUGGGGUGCGACAAGCGGUCCUGGGCGCCCGGCUGGUCUGGCUUCACGGCCCCCCGUGCUACUCCCUCUCUUGCCGCGGGCAGUGGAAAGCCAGUGGCCGGAGAAGCUGGCAACAGCGCGGAGAGGCGCCGCACUGGGGCACCAUCCAGGACGAGAGCCGCUGCUCCAUCCAGGCGGCGUCAGUGGCAGAAAGAAGCAGGGAGAAGCCGGGGGGCUGUCCCCGGCAGGUGCAUGGUGGGGACAGGACAUACCAGCUACUGGCAAACCUGGCAGCUCGAGGAGGAGUCGCCGAGCACAGCCCCCCAGUGCCCUGGAACGCGAGGACACCCGGGCCACUGCCUUAUCCGAUGGUUCCAAAGGAAGCCGUCAUCUGGCCAAGGGUCUCCGGGAAGAGGUGAAGGCACCGCGGGUUGGGGGUGCGGCGGCCGAAGAGCUCAGGCUGACCAGCACCUCGUUUGCUCUGACUGGGGACUCGGCCCACAACCAAGCCAUGGUGCACUGGUCGGGACACAACAGCAGCGUUAUACUUAUCCUGACGAAGCUGUACGACUUCAACCUGGGGAGCGUGACUGAGAGUUCGCUUUGGAGGUCCACAAAUUAUGGCACCACCUAUGAAAAGCUGAAUGACAAAGUGGGUUUGAAGACUGUCCUCAGUUACCUCUACGUCAAUCCCACCAACAAAAGAAAGAUCAUGCUUCUUAGUGAUCCUGAAAUGGAGAGCAGCAUAUUGAUCAGCUCAGAUGAAGGUGCAACUUAUCAGAAAUACCGGCUCACCUUUUAUAUCCAGAGUCUGCUCUUUCAUCCCAAGCAAGAGGACUGGGUGCUGGCCUACAGCCUGGACCAAAAGCUCUACAGCUCCAUGGACUUUGGGAGACACUGGCAACUCAUGCAUGAACGCAUCACCCCCAACAGGUUUUACUGGUCGGUGGCUGGAUUGGAUAAGGAGGCGGACCUGGUGCACAUGGAGGUGCGGACCACCGACGGAUACGCCCACUACCUCACCUGCAGGAUCCAGGAAUGUGCCGAGACCACUCGGAGCGGGCCUUUUGCUCGCUCCAUUGACAUCAGUUCCCUGGUCGUCCAGGACGAGUACAUCUUCAUUCAGGUAACAACUGGUGGCAGAGCCAGCUACUACGUGUCCUAUCGGAGAGAGGCCUUUGCUCAGAUAAAGCUGCCCAAGUACUCGCUGCCAAAGGACAUGCACAUUAUCAGUACCGAUGAGAACCAAGUGUUUGCAGCGGUCCAAGAAUGGAACCAGAACGACACCUACAAUCUCUACAUCUCAGACACACGUGGGAUCUACUUCACCCUGGCCAUGGAGAACAUUAAGAGCAGCCGAGGUCUAAUGGGGAACAUCAUUAUUGAAUUGUAUGAGGUAGCAGGUAUCAAAGGAAUAUUCCUGGCAAACAAGAAGGUGGAUGACCAGGUGAAGACUUACAUCACUUACAACAAGGGCAGGGAUUGGCGCCUACUACAAGCUCCAGAUGUGGACCUGAGAGGAAGCCCAGUGCACUGCCUGCUGCCCUUCUGCUCCUUACACCUGCACUUGCAGACCUCCGAAAACCCGUAUUCCUCGGGAAGAAUCUCAAGCAAGGCGACAGCCCCGGGACUUGUGGUGGCGACAGGUAACAUUGGCCCGGAGCUCUCAUAUACUGAUAUCAGUGUGUUCAUCUCUUCCGAUGGGGGCAACACAUGGAGACAGAUCUUUGAUGAAGAGUACAACGUCUGGUUCCUAGACUGGGGUGGUGCCCUGGUGGCCAUGAAGCACACACCUCUGCCAGUCAGGCAUUUAUGGGUGAGUUUCAACGAGGGCCACUCCUGGGACAAGUAUGCUUUCACUUCGGUCCCUCUGUUUGUCGACGGGGCCCUGGUGGAGGCUGGCGUGGAGAACCAGAUCAUGACAGUCUUUGGCCACUUCAGUCUCCGCUCUGAAUGGCAGCUGGUGAAAGUGGACUACAAAUCUAUCUUUAGCCGGCACUGCACCAAGGAAGACUAUCAGACCUGGCACCUACUUAAUCAGGGAGAACCUUGUGUCAUGGGAGAAAGGAAAAUAUUCAAGAAACGGAAGCCAGGAGCUCAGUGUGCCCUGAGCCGAGACUCCUCAGGGACAGUGGUCUCAGAACCCUGUGUCUGUGCCGACUCGGACUUUGAGUGUGACUAUGGCUAUGAGAGACAUGGAGAGAGCCAGUGUGUCCCAGCUUUCUGGUACAAUCCAGCAUCCCCAUCAAAGGACUGCAGCCUUGGUCAAAGCUACCUUAACAGCACCGGGUACCGGCGGAUUGUGUCCAACAACUGCACAGACGGGCUGAGAGAGAAGUACACUGCCAAGGCCCAGCUAUGCCCUGGAAAAGCCCCUCGGGGCCUCCAUGUGGUGACAACUGAUGGACGCCUAGUGGCAGAGCAGGGGCACAAUGCAACCUUCAUCAUCCUCAUGGAGGAGGGUGAUCUCCAAAGGACAAACAUCCAGCUUGACUUUGGGGAUGGGAUUGCAGUGUCCUAUGCGAACUUCAGCCCCAUUGAGGAUGGCAUCAAGCACGUGUACAAGAGUGCAGGCAUCUUCCAGGUGACGGCCUAUGCUGAGAACAACUUGGGCUCGGACACGGCUGUCCUCUUCCUGCACGUGGUUUGUCCCGUGGAGCAUGUUCAUCUCCGAGUUCCAUUUGUCGCCAUAAGAAAUAAGGAGAUCAACAUCAGUGCGGUGGUGUGGCCCAGUCAGCUGGGGACUCUGACCUACUUCUGGUGGUUCGGCAACAGCACGAAGCCCCUCAUCACCUUGGACAGCAGCAUUUCCUUCACGUUCCUUGCAGAGGGAACCAAUACCAUCACUGUUCAGGUGGCGGCUGGGAAUGCUCUCAUCCAGGACACAAAAGAUAUAGCAGUUCAUGAGUAUUUCCAGUCCCAGCUGUUAUCAUUCUCUCCUAACCUGGAUUACCACAAUCCUGACAUUCCAGAGUGGAGGCAAGAUAUUGGCAAUGUCAUCAAGAGAGCUCUGGUUAAGGUAACUGGGGUCCCAGAAGACCAGAUCCUGGUUGCUGUGUUCCCUGGCCUCCCUACGUCAGCAGAGCUCUUUAUCCUCCCCCCAAAGAACUUGACGGAGAGGCGGAAAGGCAAUGAAGGGGACCUGGAACAAAUUGUAGAGAUGCUGUUUAAUGCUCUAAACCAAAACUUGGUCCAGUUUGAACUGAAGCCAGGGGUUCAAGUCAUUGUGUAUGUCACACAGCUGACAUUAGCUCCACUGGUGGACUCCAGUGCUGGGCGCAGCAGCUCAGCCAUGCUGAUGCUCUUGUCGGUGGUGUUCGUUGGCCUGGCUGUGUUUCUGAUCUACAAGUUCAAAAGGAAAAUCCCCUGGAUUAACAUCUAUGCUCAAGUUCAACAUGACAAGGAGCAGGAGAUGAUUGGGUCAGUGAGCCAAAGUGAAAACGCCCCCAAAAUCACACUCAGUGACUUCACCGAGCCUGAGGAACUGCUGGACAAAGAGCUGGACACCCGGGUCAUAGGAGGCAUUGCCACCAUUGCAAACAGCGAAAGCACAAAGGAGAUUCCCAACUGCACUAGUGUUUAACACCAACAAGCCACGUGGUCAACCAUCUCUCUGACUUUUUAUUUUUGAUGAUUACUAUUACUAUUAUUAUGGAAGCAAAUGAAAUGUCUUUUUUUACCCUUUGUUUACCAAGGGCCCCUUCAUAAAUAGCAGGCAGAUGCUUACUUAGCUUUGGGAGGUGUUCAUAGCUGAUUAAAAUGAGAUAAAAAGGAUAAAUGGCUAUAUUUGUGCUAUGGGCACUUGCUUUAUUCUGCCAUUAAUGGUUCAAGGACUCUCUUUUUCCUUGUGGUCUCUCUAUGUUUUUAUAAGUUGGAUUGGCUUUUCAUUAACCUCCUAUCCCCCGAAUCACCAACAACCUCAUCCCCUAGCACAUGCACCUAAAACAUCAACCAUUUCCCAGUUAGAUCUGCAGGAGGUAGGUUGGUGGGGCGUGAACUAGCUGCAGCAAGAGUGCACACCUUCAGGGAGGAGGCCCUGCCUCGUGCAUGUCAAUAGUGAGGCUACUGAUGGCUUCUUGUAUAUAAUUACAAUGUAAAUAGCUUUUUAUUUCCUAAGAAAUAAUUUAAUGUUUAGUAAAAAAGAAAACAGAAAAAAGAAAGAUGUGUGUGUUGGCUUAUGCACUCACCCUCAGAGCUGACCAACCCCAGGCCUGGUUGACGUGUUGGGUUCUGGAUGCUCUCCAGUUGUCUGUCACAAUUAACUCUUGCAUCUCUGUGUCCAUGCCAUAGCUGGUUGCCACUUAUGUAUAUGGGGUGGGGGGCUCGGGAAGGGGAACUUCUUUGGGAUGAUUCGUAAAGGAAGGACUAUAGGAAUAUCAUGGAACAUGGAGUCUUAUUGUUCCAUCAGUGACAUGGAAGAAGUUGCGAGAUGAAACCCGCCAGAGACUUCAAACUGAGAUCCAGAUGGAGGACAAGGGUUCCCCUCCAGGAGGACGAAAUGCAGGAUGUCAGCACGAGAAAAUGCUCUUCUCUAACAAAGCCAGGCAACAGAUCUAAAAACAACAGUGAAUCUGCUUUCUGGUUGGAUUCCAAAGAAAUGGAUAGUGUUUCUGGAAGAUUCCUGAGCUAUUUUUAGCUGAGAGUAGUCCUCUGGACACUAGAUUCAGGCCAGCAAGUGACUUGGCAGGGGAGGGGUUACUGGGGUCUGGAGGGAAGUGUCAUUUCUAGAAUCGUGAGUCCAGGCAAACCUUGUGGGCCAAAUAGGGGUCUAGUCUUUAAUGAUAUUAGUCAAAAGAUGAUUUUAGCAAAGCUGUGCUGUUUGCUUGUCAGAUGUACACAACUUCCCUAAAGUCAAACGUCUGCCUUCAGUUCCCGUAAGAUAGCUCCUGCCCCUGGAGUGAGUGGCUCCCGACACGAGUACUUUCCUUCCCAGCACCUGCCCCUUCACACAUUUAGACAUGCCAGUUGUUUUCCGUAGGCUCCCUUUAAGCCAUGCUGUAAGCAGUUUUUAAUUUUCAGGCUCAGCCUGUGCACACUGUUUUAGAAAAUGAUACACUGUGUAUAUAUACAUAUAUAUAUAUAUAUGGGAGGAAAGGCCAAAAUUUCACCCAUUAAUAUUUGUGGGAUGUCGUUCACAUUUCUCUCUAUGAGAACGUGAUGUGCAUCGUCUGGCUACAGCAUAGGUCAGGAUUAGGAGUAUUUCAAAAGAUCCUGCUUUUUUGUUUCAAGGGUUAAAUGGGGCAGACAAUUGCAAUACUUGUACUAAAC